This is a messenger RNA of Rhineura floridana, 3192 nucleotides long. It is a transcript of the gene GDF9, whose product is annotated as growth differentiation factor 9. Lineage: Eukaryota; Metazoa; Chordata; Lepidosauria; Squamata; Rhineuridae. The record is from RefSeq and is a predicted model, not a curated record. The coding region runs from base 481 to 1824 and encodes 447 amino acids. Gene Ontology annotation, cellular component: extracellular region. Gene Ontology annotation, molecular function: cytokine activity; growth factor activity. Gene Ontology annotation, biological process: SMAD protein signal transduction; BMP signaling pathway. The transcript is spliced from 6 exons.
AAAGGUAAUUGGAAGAAUUCCCUGCCCAAUCAAGUGAAAGGAGGUGGGGUUAGAAUAAUGAACCUGAAACUCUGGCUUCAGAGCAAAAGCGUUUCAGCCUGACCCAGAUGUCCUCACGCAGAAGAAAAAAGAAACGCACCCAGCAGCAGUGCACUGGACAAAAGGAUAAACAAGAGGAUUUAUGCCACUGGUUACAGUCCAACUGACGGUUCAGUUAGUAACCAAAAUAUUUUCAGGCAUACUAUCCCUGAAGUAGGGAUGAGGGACACAUUCAAUUCAUUUCACGUUUAAAGGGGAAUCUACUGAUUCGCACUCUCGGAACAAUAUGCGAACUGCAACACAGCCUUCCUUCAGAAUUUGCAGUUCUCCAAAUUUUGCAGACAUCCAGUUCACCAGAUGUAAUCCAGAACAGCACUGGAAUUCACCCAAGUGACAGUAUGCUGGGACUGACAUUUUGUACAGUAAUUAAGUCAUAACCAAAUGUGCCUCUUUCUUGGAAAUGGCAAGAGAAGAAACGUAGAUGGAGGGGAUCAAAGCAUCAGCAGUCCAACAGAUCUUGGUUAUCCAUCAGGCUUACAGGAGGCACCCCAAAGCCAUGGUGCAGGGAGCCAGCCUCUUUGCGUGUCUCCAGCUCCCAGCCUUUUCUCAGACUCAACUAAAAAAGUGCUGUCUGACCACCACCAGCAGAGUUUGGAAGAUGGUGCCCCCAGACCACGGCCAGAUUCCAGAGCCCUGAGAUACAUGAAGAGGCUGUAUAAAUUGUUUGCUACUAAAGAGGGAAUUCCAAAGGCCAACAAAGGUCACCUGUAUAACACAGUCCGGCUCUUCACUCCACGUGCUGAAUGCAAGCACCCUGCUAUGGGCCAAAUGAGAGGAGACCUUCGCUCAGUGGAUCUGCUCUUCAACUUGGACCGUAUGACUGCUUUAGAGCACUUACUCAAGUCAGUCUUGCUCUACUCAUUUGAUAAACCAGUUUCUAAAUCUUUGGUUGUUACAUGUAUAUGCAACCUAGUUGUAAAGGAGCAUGAUGCCUCUAGUCAAGUGUGCCCCAAUAUUUCACAUGCAAUGACUUUCAAUCUGCACUUUGAACUUAGACGCAAAUGGGUUGAGAUUGAUGUGACCUCUUUCCUCCAGCCUCUGAUAGCUGCUAACAAGAGAAGCAUUCACAUGGCUGUGAAUAUCACUUGCCUGAAAGAUGACCAAUCCCCCAACUCUAAACAGGAUCCUUUUAAUAUGGCUCUGGUAUCGCCUUCUCUUCUCCUGUACCUCAAUGACACCAGUGAGCAAGCCUAUCAUAGGUGGAAUUUUCUUAAGCACAGGAGGAGGAACCCUAUGUGGUCUAGGGUCAAAAAAGAUCCUUUCAGAGGUCCCAGCAGAGAGGCAGGAAAAGGCUUCAAACAGGGAACAAGAGCAGUUCGUCACCGAAGAGAUGAAGCUGGGAAAGUGGAAAACACACCAGCUUUAAUAUACAAUAUAAGCCAAUACUACCAACAGUUCCUUUUCCCCCCAAAUGAAUGUGAGCUUCAUAACUUCAGGCUGAGGUUCAGCCAAUUGAAAUGGGACAGAUGGAUAAUUGCACCGCACAGAUACAAUCCUCACUAUUGCAAAGGUGACUGUCCAAGAAUAGUUGGGCAUCGCUAUGGCUCUCCUGUACACACAAUGGUACAGAAUAUUAUAUAUGAAAAACUGGAUUCCUCUGUCCCCAGGCCCUCCUGCAUUCCUGCUGAAUACAGCCCUCUGAGUGUCUUGAAGAUAGAGCCUGAUAGGUCAAUUGUGUACAAAGAAUACGAAGAUAUGAUAGCUACAAAAUGCACUUGUCGGUGAAACCAAUCCUGAUUUAUUAAUUAUAUUUCAAUAUUAUUUCUAAGUGUUACAAGAAAAGUAGCCUAUAGGUUUAAAAAGAAGACUUAGCAUGGAGUACUGUGGCAGGUAUUUUCAGGAUAGCAUUUAAUUAUGUUAGCCCCUUCUGAUUUACAGGAGACGAAGUGUGAAGUUGGGCAUAAGAAGGAGGCUUCCUUGUUCUUUUUUCUUUCUUUCUUCAAAACAGAAAAAAAUCCAUGAAUUGUGAAAUGUUUUGAUUUGGGGUGGGGGUAAAGCACUGUUUUGCUAGAUUAAAAAGUAUAUAACAGGAAUAAAUACCUGUCCUUUCAUGCAAUUUUUGUGUAGUUCUUGUUUAGUCCUUAUGUUAAAAUACAUAUAUUUUUUUAUUUAGGAGAAAUUUUAUGACAAGUGUCUGGGCACAGAAGGUUUUACUAUUGCUUAACUGCUCAAUCACUUAAUUUUUAUAAAUACUUUUAGUGAUUGAAACUGGUUGUCUGAGACAACUCCUGUUCUUUAUUAUGAUGACUACCAGAUGUAAAGGUUCUUUUAAAGCAGUGGAUAACCUUUUGUCUAAUUCUGAAGGCUCUCAUAUUACAAAAGAAUGUAAUAAUAGAAAAUGUCCUGGUUGUAUGUCUAGAGCUAUACAUUUCUGGGAAGCAAGUGAAUUACUAAGUUGGCUUUGCACACUACAAAAUUCUGUGUAAAGGCACAUCUGUAAUCUGCAUGCAUAUCACUGCAUCAAAUCAUACAUAUAGGGUGGUAUCCAGCUAAGUCAUACUCAGAGGAGAUCCAUUAAAAUCAAGUGAAUUUAAGUUGCUUGUCCACUGAUUCCAGAUGGUCUACCUGAGUAUGACUAAUGUUGGAUAUCAUCCAUGGUGCACUUGCACUUUAAGAAGACAGUAAACUGCAGCUUUGUACAUGCAACACAGGCAUGACUUCAUGCAAGUUUCAUGCUAAGUUCUACACAGAAGUGCCUUCACAACAGAUUUGUGUGGGAAGUGGCCCUAUAUUUCAGUCAAUUGAAUUGGGAAGGGGAAUCUGUUGUCCAUGAGCCUAUAUUGGAUUGAAUUGAUGAGCUCUAUUAAAUUUGGCAUUCAGCAAUUUUUAAAUGCUUGCUGUCUUCUAUUCUGGUUGGCUAAUGAACAGGAAACAAAAUUCACCUAAAUACAAAUUAAAAUAUAAAAUUACAUUCUAUUGUAAUAGUUAAGCAUUCUAGUGUAAUAUUUGUAAAUUGAAAGUAGGUGGGUUCUAUAGUGAUCAGCUAGCUUAAAGCAUUUUAAUAUUGCCUUUCUUCUGUUGCUGAACUGAAAUGCCAUCUGAGUGUAUUCAUAAACCUGAACACUUGCUAGAAAUAAAUGUAAAGCAGUUACA